Molecule: messenger RNA, 1323 nt
Organism: Lates calcarifer (barramundi perch)
Lineage: Eukaryota; Metazoa; Chordata; Actinopteri; Centropomidae
Gene: mustn1a
Product: musculoskeletal, embryonic nuclear protein 1a
Exons: 3
Coding region: 462-698 (78 amino acids)
Biological process (GO): tissue regeneration; chondrocyte proliferation; chondrocyte differentiation
Cellular component (GO): nucleus
Source: RefSeq, a predicted model, not a curated record
AUAAAGUUAACCAGGAAGUUUGAUUGAGCCUUAAGACAGUCAGCUACUUAUCUUUUGAGUCAUACUUUUUGAACUUUGAGUCCGUGCUGUUAGAGAGUGGUGGUUUGACUGCAGGAGGGCAGAAGACAGACAUUUGUCAUGUUCUUGCAUAUCUGGGAUUUAUUUGGAGAGAUGUUUCACUGCCAGUUGUGGCAGUGAUCUCAUCAUGUUUUAAUGAGGCAGCAGAGAAGACAGAAGGCCAUGAGAAAAACCAGAGGCAGAGAGACAGAAAAAAGGAGGAGCCUGCUUGCUCAUUACGUCAUUUAUUAGUCUUGAGAACAGAUUUAUUGUCCACUGGAGAAUCUCUGCUUGGUUGUGUAUAUAUGCGAAUGUGUGUUGGGCUGGACAUAGAGGAGAAAAAGAGCGACAGCUGACUGCGGAGAGUUUCUUACAGAAUAUCUUCAGCUACUACUUCAACCAUCAUGUCCCAACCAGGUCAGGAAGAAGAUGAACAAAUGCAGCGUCCUGAGGUGAGAGAAGAAGACCUGACUGAAGCCAAAAGCAAACUGGGCACAGGUGGGCCAGCAAAGAGCAAGACGUUUGAAGUAAUGGAGGAGUGCGAGAAAAUGGGUAAAGUUGCUCCCUCUGUGUUCAGCGGAGUGAGGUCAGGAGCAGAGACUGCUUUCAACACACGCUCGACUCGACCAGUCAGGAAGUAGCAGGGGACUUUCUGACCAUGAUUGGACAACACCUGUUCCAUGUUAGGAGGUUUGAGAUCAGUUGUUUUCCAGCUGUACUUCAGUCUAUGAAACAUCUUACUUAAAGCCCUUUUUUAGUGUCCUCAUCUUGUUAAUCAGUCCUGUGAGUGGUUUUGCACUAAAACAGUUUAGUUGUCACGUUUUUGCACUUAUAUGAUACUGAUUAAUAAGUUCAUAAUGAAUCCUAUAAUUUCUAUAUACAUAUAUAAUUUUUAAAAUAGAAAAUGCUUAUGCUUAAAUGUUUAUUUUGCCAUUACUGUGGUUUCUUCUUACUGGCAUUCAUCCACUGUUUAUGGUGCAGGUUAAUUAAAAAAAAAAAAAAAACACACAACCAUGUGCAAUACAGUUGAACAUAUGAAAGAACUGCUAAACAUCAGUGAGCCUUGCACGCAUUCCUAAAUUUAUACAAAAAAUGACUAAAUGAAUAAUUUGUUUCCUAGGGUUGUACUUGGACUGUGAUAGUUUGUUAAAUGUAACAAUUAUGGUAAAAAUGUAUAACCUGAAAUCUCUUAAAUAUUCAGUAAUGUAGUAAAUGUCAGUAAAAUUUAAAUGCUAAAGAAAAAAUACAAAGGAAAAUGUAUGUCAA